Molecule: messenger RNA, 874 nt
Organism: Armigeres subalbatus
Lineage: Eukaryota; Metazoa; Arthropoda; Insecta; Diptera; Culicidae
Product: GSK3-beta interaction protein
Exons: 1
Coding region: 90-533 (147 amino acids)
Biological process (GO): regulation of canonical Wnt signaling pathway
Cellular component (GO): cytoplasm
Molecular function (GO): kinase regulator activity; protein kinase A binding
Source: RefSeq, a predicted model, not a curated record
UCCCUCUCCAAGCCAGCGUUACGUAAUUUAUAAAUGACCCGAAAUUAAAAGAAAAUAUGAAAUAGAAAACAAAGUUUGUUGUAUUAGGAAUGGAGAAUCCGUACGAAAAGUUUUACUCCGAGCCGGAAGACGUUCUCGACUGGACUAAAGAGGCUAACGGUGUCAUACAGGAUAUAAUUCGGCAUGUAAAAGAAGCAAAAAUCUCCAAUGUGCUUAUACCCACCGAGUCCGAAGUCUUCAUCAAUCUGCGAACGCUGGAAGAAACUGAGGUUUGUGUUAAAUUGAAUGGGCAAGGUUUGCAGAUUGUGGGUGACCGUUUCGAUUGUGUAAAUUUGGCCGAUAGCAAUGAUCACUACGAGACGCCUUACGCGUUGCUAUCGUCUGUGAGUCCGGCCUAUGUUGAAUCGUUUGGCACUUGCCUGGCCGAUGCAUUAGGUAAACGGAUUCAAGACCAGCUGGUUGGAAGUGAGGCAGGAAUCGAUAACGAGGAUGAUGUCAAAUGCCCAGAUUCAUCCAAAGACGCAGGAUUGUAAUAAUUAUUUUAUUGAUAAACGACCGCUAGUUAUUAAAACCUUUCCAUUAGACCAAGAAUGUUCCAUAUUUAACAAGACAAAGCAUUGAGACCCCGAGAUUCUUCCCAAAAUUACUCAUGGACAAAUCUUUCUCAAUUCUGAUAACGAGCUUUAUUACUUAACACAAUUAAGCUUGCAGUCUCAAUAUGUUAAGUACUUCAAAUGAACUUCCUCAGUUUUUAAUUGAGAGAUUUCAAUGCCAUUCAAAUGCGUUGUUGGCAAGCUAAUUCUAGUUUAUUAGAUUAAUGUGGAAAAAUGAUAUCCUAAAAAAUGGACACAAUAAACCUGAGAAUUAUAAGAAA